Molecule: messenger RNA, 1322 nt
Organism: Thamnophis elegans (Western terrestrial garter snake)
Lineage: Eukaryota; Metazoa; Chordata; Lepidosauria; Squamata; Natricidae
Product: angiopoietin-related protein 4-like
Exons: 4
Coding region: 99-914 (271 amino acids)
Biological process (GO): regulation of lipid metabolic process; triglyceride homeostasis
Source: RefSeq, a predicted model, not a curated record
GGCCGCCUCCUCUCCAAAGCGGGCGCAGGCGGCGAGCGCUGCGCUCUUGAGCUCCAGCUGGUUCUCUCUCCUCCGGCGCUCUGGCUCUGCCGUCCGCGAUGCCUUCCCGGGCGCUGCUGCUGCUGCUGCUGCUGCUUCUGCUGGGGGCUUCGGGGGCUCCGCGCUCCCCGAAGGCGGCCUCGUGGGAGGAGGUGAACGUGCUGGCCCACGGGCUGCUGCAGCUGGGCCACGGGCUCCGCGAGCACGUCGAGCGGCUGGGCGGGCAGCUGCGGGACCUGAGCAGCCGGCUGGCCGCCCACAACGCCUCCCUGGCCGGGCUGGAGCGCGCGGCGAGCGAGCAGAGGGAGCGGCUGGCCCGGGCGCAGCGCCUCUUCGACGGCCGCUGGGCGCAGCUGGACGGGCGGCUGCGGGGGCUGGAGGCUCGCCUCGACGGGACGGCGCCGGCGGCGGCAGCGGCCCAGAACGGCAGCGGGGCCCCGGCGACGGCGGGGGAAGAGGAGGCGCUGCAGAACCUGGUCAGGCGCCAGAACGUGAGGAUGGAGGAACUCCUGCAGAAGAUCAAACAGCAGCAAUUCCGGAUGGACAAGCAGAACCUGCAGAUUAAGAGCCUUCAGAGCAAGGUCAACACCCUCAGCCCCCUGCACCGCCGGGAGAAGGACCCCCAGGAAGCCCCUCGCUGGAGAGUGACCGCCCUGCGCAGCGUCCUGGACGAGCGAGCGGCCAACCAGAGCCAGGCGGCCGGAGAGCAGACGCCGGAAGGCCCCAAAGCCUCCAGGGAUGGAGCCUUCGCAGCUUCUGGUGGCCAUUUCUCCAUUCUUGAGCCAAUUUGUCUGGAGGGACCAAUGGCCAGGCUCAAACGAUCCUGUUUUGGACAUAAUUACGAGAAAAUUGAGAUCUCUGGAGGACGUAAGUAGUCCUUGACUAACGACAAUAGAGCCCAAAAUUUAUGUCGCUGAGCGAGACAGUCCGUAAGUGAGUUUGCCCCCAUUUCACCCCCUUUCUUGCCUCUGACGUUAAGUGAAUCCCUGCAGUUGAGUUAGUAACACGGGUGUUAAAGUUUCUCUUUAAUUCUAGGUUGGUCCCCAUUUUGGUUUUUUUUUGGGGGGGGGGGGAAAUAGACCUCUUGAAGAAGGCCGGUCCAGUUUCACCCCAAGAAAGCCCUCAAUCCUGGAGCUAAAAAAAGGCUUAAAAACCAAGGGGGAUAAUGAACUGCCGGGCAGCCAUGUGCCAGCGCAGUCUACCUGAAUUCUUGAGUUCAGGCUAUGGCAGUUUGCAAGGGACACCAUCCGAUCCAAGGUAAUUGGGGUGGGGGUCAGGGGGCA